AUGAGCCGCCGCGUGGUGCGCCAGAGCAAGUUCCGGCAUGUCUUUGGGCAGCCGGUGAAGGCUGACCAGAUGUAUGAGGACAUCCGCGUCUCCAAGGUGACGUGGGACAGCUCCUUCUGCGCCGUCAACCCCAAGUUUGUGGCCAUCAUCGUGGAGGCUGGGGGCGGGGGGGGGUUUCCCCUGUGCCCGCUGGAGACUCAUCCCAGCAUUUCGGCAUUGCAGACGGGACGGGUGGAUAAGAACCACCCGCUGGUGACGGGGCACACGGCACCAGUGCUGGACAUCGACUGGUGUCCCCACAACGACAACGUCAUCGCCAGCGCCUCCGAGGACACCACCGUCAUGGUGUGGCAAAUCCCCGACUACGUCCCCGUGCGCAACAUCACGGAGCCGGUGGUGACGCUGGAGGGACACUCCAAGCGGGUGGGCAUCAUCUCCUGGCACCCCACUGCCCGCAAUGUCCUGCUCAGUGCAGGCUGCGACAGCCUGGUGAUCCUCUGGAACGUGGGCACGGGGGAGAUGCUGCUGGUGCUGGAGGACAUCCACACCGACCUCAUCUACAACGUGGGCUGGAACCGCAACGGCAGCCUCCUCGUCACUACCUGCAAGGACAAGAAGGUCCGCGUCAUUGACC
Messenger RNA from Mesitornis unicolor (brown roatelo), 634 nucleotides. RefSeq names its product coronin-6-like. NCBI's taxonomy places the organism in Eukaryota, Metazoa, Chordata, Aves, Mesitornithiformes, Mesitornithidae. The record is from RefSeq and is a predicted model, not a curated record. Gene Ontology annotation, molecular function: actin filament binding. Gene Ontology annotation, biological process: cell migration; actin filament organization. The annotation marks the transcript as partial. The transcript is spliced from 4 exons.